This is a messenger RNA of Durusdinium trenchii, 717 nucleotides long. Lineage: Eukaryota; Dinophyceae; Suessiales; Symbiodiniaceae. The record is from the annotation of a GenBank genome assembly.
AUGUCGAUUGAGAUUCAAAAGCGGAUCAAGGACAAUGCCACCAGCGUCUCGGACUUCUUUUCGGACCUCUACAAGUGGACGGAGGAUCAGGAGAAGGAGGAGCGCCGCAGACAGAUCCGGAAGACUGCGCAGCAGGCCGGAGUCAAUGAAGCCCAAAAGCUCCUGGUGGCAAAGCCCGCAGAGAGCACACCGGCUGUAAAGGUGGAUGACGAGGUGCAAGAUGACAGGUCGGAUGCCAUCCGCAGGGACAGGAACCCCAUGGCGCAGUACUACAAUGACUGGGAUCAGUACGACCCAGAUGCCGAAGUCGACAAGAUCGAAGAUGAGGCCUUUCAGCAGCAGCGUGCCGAACGAGAAGCCCGCCAGGCUGAGAAGGAUCGGAUCUUGGAUGAGAUGGCCCUCAAGCCCAACGGCGACCGGACCCGCACCACCACCGCGCGGCCGCGGGUGAAGAUCUCCGUGCGGCGGAGCGGGCGGAGGGUGGCGCCGGUGGACCUGGCCGCCCCGCGGAAGGACGAGGCGAAUCGCCUCUUUGGUGCCGGCCGCUAUCGCGAGGCCAUCGCUGCCUACACCGCCGCGCUGGACUGUCUCGAGAAGUACGAACCUCCCGAGGACGUCGAGCACCGCGGGGUCCGGUGGACAUCAUCGAAGCAUCGCAUCGAAGCACCUGACCAAACGACCUCGCUAGUAGCAGUGGAUGUGGAGCCUGACCCUUAG